Porites lobata is the source of this 399-nucleotide messenger RNA. The record is from the annotation of a GenBank genome assembly. NCBI's taxonomy places the organism in Eukaryota, Metazoa, Cnidaria, Anthozoa, Scleractinia, Poritidae.
AUGUGCAAGUUAAUCAAGAUGUCCAGGCUGGAAGCAAGCCAAUUGAAGCCUUUUAUAAGACGUGUCCAGGUCACCCAAGAGCCGUCCUUUAUUGUAGCAAGUGGCAGACAGCUCAACGAUUUAGUACCAUUUUGUACAACACAGUUCCUUCCAGCGUCAGGGCUGUGUAUAGACACAACAUUCAAUAUUGGUAAUUUCUUUGUUACCUCUACCACCUACAAGCACAAAAUCCUGGUUGACAAGCACUACGGAAAGGAACCUACAUUCUUUGGGGCCGACUAUGAUCCACAUGCAGACAAAGGCAGAAAGUUACAAGUUUUUCGGUUCGUAGAUUUGUCUCCCUCGAUGAUGAACGAAGCAACACUGUGGCGAUUGGUUCCGACAGGGACGUUGCACUGA